GCAGCGACACAAACUCCUCCGAGCCGCAGCGAGCAGCACAUCUCUGGACCAUGGGAUUCUAAACUCAAGACCAAACAUGAACACACGCCUGUAACUUUAUUUUUUUUUCUCCUUUCCUUUGCUCCGGUUCACUGGCCGACAGUGCGCGUCCGUGGAGAAAGUUCGCACCUCUACGCUGGACGCGGAGAUGCGCACGAAGUAAAAGUGACAGUGGUCCUCAUCGCUUCUACGGUCCUCAACAAGUUCUAAAACGCCAUGAAAGACGACUUUGCAGACGAGGAGGAAGUACAGUCUUUUGGAUACAAGAGAUUCGGGAUCCAGGAAGGCUCCCAGUGCACCAAGUGUAAGAAUGACUGGGCGCUGAAGACGUCUAUCGCUCUGCUCUACGUGCUGUGCACGCUCCUCACCAUCGCCGUGGCCGUGCUGGGAUACAAAGUGGUGCAAAAGGUUGACAGUGUGUCUGAAGACAUCGCAAAAUGUGGAGGGAAGAUAACCGCUUUUGAGACGGAUUUGCAAAACCUAGAUGAUCAAUCUGGAGCGAAGUCUGAAAAUACCUCGACGGGCAUCCAGGCCUUUAAGACCAACAUCUGGACUCUUCAGAGGCAGCUGUCUGCGGUGGAAGAGCGCAUCCACAGCGAUCAAGUUAAGCUCAAGCAGCUGCAGAACGUCGGCUCGGACCUUCAGAGCAGCCAGGGCUCCAUUCAGGUUCUGCUGAGCAGCAACACGGCCAGCCUGCGCAUCGUGAACAGCACCCUGCAGUCGUAUGGCGGCAUCAUCGAAAGCCUGCAGGAAGACACGAGCCGGCUGCAGAGGGAGCUCCAGCAGCAGGUCAAGCUCCAGAACCAGGCGCUGCUCAGCAUCAGCAGCCUGAACCUCACCCAGGCCCAGCAGAGGGGCCUCAUCGCCGCGCUGCAGCGCUCGGUGGACGACGCCAGCCAGGCCAUUCAGAAAAUGCGCAGCGACUUCCAGGGUCUGGAGCAGACCGCCCGGCAGACGCGCUCCGACGCCGAGUGGCUCCGCGGCAGAGUGGAGAACCUGCAGAUCCUCGCCAGCAACGUCUCGGCUCUGGCCAAGGCCGACAACGACAGCCUGGAGGACGUGGGGUCGCAGCUGGCUCUCAUGGCCGGCCAGCUCCAGAACACCAGCAGCCUGACGGAGUCGCACGACCAGACGCUCAGGGAGCUCCUGGACUGGCAGCGGGACUUCGGGAACCUCACGUCCGCGAACUUCGAUCGGUUGGAAUUGCGAGUGGACGAGUUCGAGCAGGGCGUGGACCGAGUGACGGGCAACGUCAGCUUCUCCACGCAGCUGCUGGGAGCCAUCAACCUCGACCUGAACGACCUGCGCUCCUGCUCGGAGACCGUCGGCCGCCACUCCGACUUCCUGUCGAACCUCAACAGCAGCGUGGCGGACAUGGCGACGGACGCCGCCGCGCUGAGGUCCCAGCAGGAGGAGCUGGCGGCGCGUCUGGACAGAGAGGUCACCGACCUCUCCAUGGUCAUGGAGGAGAUGAAGCUGGUGGACACCAAGCACUCCCAACUCAUAACCAACUUCACUAUUUUACAAGGUCCGCCGGGUCCCCGGGGCCAGAAAGGAGACAAAGGAUCUAAGGGAGCAGCUGGAGUGACGGGUCAAAAGGGAGACAGUGGAGUGCAAGGAGUGUCGGGAAGGCAAGGACCUAAAGGGCCGCCGGGCGUACAGGGACCUGCAGGUCUACCAGGGAUUAAGGGCCCGCGUGGGGCGCCCGGUAGCCCCGGAGUGAAGGGCGCCCGGGGGUCCGGAGGCCGCGCCGGACCUCCUGGAGAAAGAGGAGAGCCAGGUAUUGCCGGUCUGCCCGGAAGAGACGGACAGCCCGGUCCUCAGGGAGCGCAGGGCCCGGCGGGAAUCCGUGGCAUUGUGGGACCAGCUGGGGAGCCGGGACCGAGGGGCCUGCCAGGACCAGCAGGACCUCCAGGACCAGCAGGACUGCCGGGUCAGCCAGGAGUCCAGAUCCCCUUUGGACCUGUGUCCCUGCAGGACGAGGCGCUGUCUCCAACUCUGUGGAACUCAGGCUGUCCUGUGGAGUGGCGGAACUACAGCGACAAAUGCUACUUCUUCUCCAAAGACCUGCACAACUUCGAUGACGCAAAGAGAACCUGCGAAUCCACUUCUGCUUCACUACUGAUCAUCAACGACGACGAAGAGCAGAAAUGGCUGCAGAAGCAGAUUUCGAAAGGUUACUUCUGGAUGGGGCUGACCGACCGGGAGGAGGAGGACACGUGGCGCUGGGUGGACGGGACCGAGCCCACUUUCACAAAGUGGAAGGCCGGCCAGCCGGACAACUGGGGCCACGGCCACGGAACGGGAGAAGACUGCGCCGGGCUCAUCCACGAAGGGCUGUGGAACGAUUUCUUCUGUGAAGAUCUCAUAAGCUACAUCUGUGAGAAGGAAAUAGAGCCCUCGACAUCGCCUGAAUCAUAGCGACGCGACGGCGGCAAGCGCACAGUGAGCAGCUAGACUUCAGCCAUGUGGCACGGGUCCGCCGACGGUCCGUACGCAGGGAGCAAAGGGACGGUUUAGAAAAGGAGCCCGGGGGCUGCAGCAGCAGGCGUCCGCCCGACGCCGACGAGACGCCGUUCUCCUCCAGCCUGAAGCCAACAUCACCAGCAAGUGCAAUACAGCAGGGCAAAGGAGGGAGACCCCUUUUUUUUUUUUUUUAAUUACCAAAACACCAACUGAUUUAUAUUUCUGAAAAUGUUUUUGAAAUACAUUUUAUAAAACUGUACUCCAUGUACAACUGAAUAUCUGAAUGUAUAUUUCAUUAUGCAAGUUUUGUAGGAAAAUAUAAGAUUCUAUGAAGCCAAAUGGACUCACAGUAAAGCUUUUGUAUGUGUAUUUUUCCGAAUAAAAAAAGUGCAAGAUGAUGUGCAAAAAACCAGAAUGCCACUGAUGCGCUACCUUCAAGGACGUUGUCGUCAAAACUCAUGAAUAUAACGUUUCCAUUUUAUACAUGCAGGAGUAAAUUGAGUAUUUCCACAUCCAUUUAGAAAAGUGUGAGAAUCCGUUUCACUUUCCGGUCGAUAAGUUUGUGGUUAUUUACACUGUAUGCAAUUUAUUUCUCACUAUUACUCCUCAUUAUGUCCUUGUGUUCAAAAAUCUGUGACUCCUAUGAAUAUAAAAUGUUCCAUUCUCUGCACUCGGGUAUAUUUUUUUUGUUUAAAUAAAUAAAAACAAACAAAAAAAAAACCCACUUGAGUUUGAACAACACUACGGAUAAAUGAAGGAAGAACUCAAUAAAUAUGUAAAACCCA
Salarias fasciatus (jewelled blenny) is the source of this 3290-nucleotide messenger RNA. The record is from RefSeq and is a predicted model, not a curated record. Lineage: Eukaryota; Metazoa; Chordata; Actinopteri; Blenniiformes; Blenniidae.